Molecule: messenger RNA, 1945 nt
Organism: Cyprinus carpio (common carp)
Lineage: Eukaryota; Metazoa; Chordata; Actinopteri; Cypriniformes; Cyprinidae
Product: sialoadhesin-like
Exons: 10
Coding region: 309-1808 (499 amino acids)
Source: RefSeq, a predicted model, not a curated record
UCCAUUGUGACAUCAUCACCUAGCAGCAACAUCAGUGAUACAGUGAUGUCAUAGACAGUGACAUAUCAUUGACUGUCAGUCUGCAAAGUCUAAUGCUCAGAUCUAUUUAUAUGUGUCAGUAAGAAACAGGAAGGAAGUAAAGUCAGCAGAAAGUCUGCAACAAUUUAUUCAACAGACAGUAGAAACAGCAACUAACAUCAGAGAACAGCAACGCAAUGUAGGACGAGCAGCUCUGUGUCUUUCAUUGUAUAUGUGAAUUUACACAACGUGAAGAUCAUUGAAGUGAAGUGAAGUGAAGUGAAGUGAAGAUGAACUGCAGUCUUUCAUCGCUGAUCCUGCUGCUGCUCAUCCCAGGCCCUGUAACAUUAGACCGCCUCGCUGUGACCUGUAGUCAACAGAGUGUUUGUGCUGUGAAGGGGUCAGAAGUGACACUGAGUUGCUCUUACUACAACUUCAAAAUCAAAACUGUGUUCUGGUUCAGCGAGAAACAAAGUACAAACUGGAGAAAAAACAAUGAACCUGAAGAUUUGACUUUAGACUCAGAUUACUCAGGACGGGUAGAGCAGAUGGUCACAAAAGACCAUUCAACACUCACAAUAUCAGACGUGAGAGAGAGAGACUCUGGAGAAUAUCAGCUCAUGUUCAUCAUGAAGGAUGGAGUUAAACAUCUCAGCUCAGCGGCCGUCAGUCUAACAGUCACAGUCCUGCAGGUGAGGAUGAAUCCUGCAUCUACAGACCAGACAGAUGAGACAGUAGAACUGAUCUGUGAUUCUUCCUGUGAUUUCACCUCUGGAGUUUACUAUUACUGGAGGAAGAAUGGACAGUAUUUCAGAUAUACACAGUCCCCCAACAUGUCUGUGUCAGUCAGCAGAGAUGCUGACAGCUUUUCUUGUUCUCUCUAUUCACAUCGUGAACAUCCCUCCUCUUCUGUGUGCAUUUCUAAGAGUGGCUGCUGGGAUGUGACUUACACCUCUAGAAGAGUCUGUGCUUUGGUCGGCUCAACAGUAGACAUUUCCUGCACAUAUUCACAUCCCUCUGGUUAUACUGUAAAUAAAACAUUCUGGCAUUACCCAUCUGGGGUCUUCAAGGAUCUGCGUGAGGAGCAUCAGUUUGCUGGUCGUGUGGAGUAUGUGGGAAACAAACUGAGAAUCAAAGAGCUCAAGAUCAGUGACUCUGGAGAAUAUCUAUUUAGGUUCAUCACUAACAUUACAAACGGCAAAUACUCUGGAUCACCUGGAGUCAUUCUUACUGUUACAGAUACACAGGUAACAAGCAACCCAGACAUUAUAUCAGAGGGACAGGAAGUGAUAUUAAUCUGUUCAACUAAAUGCACUCUGAACUACAAACAUACUUACAUCUGGUACAAGAACGGACGACAGGUAACAGAUGGAUUCACUAAAGACAACAAGCUGUACCUGGACUCAGUCAGUGAUGAAGAGCUUCACCAGUAUUCCUGUGCUGUAGGAGACCAUAAGCAGAGCACAGCGCUACGAAACUCUGCAAUCAUUCUGUGUGUGUUUUUGGCUUUUGCACUCAUAGGGGUCCUGUGGUAUAGGAGGAGAAGGUGUACCUUGUCUAAAAUCCACAUGAUUGAAAAGAGAGAGGAGGAGGUUCAGUAUGACUCAGUGCACAAUAACACUGCACCCUCUGACCUCACACAGAAAGCAGAUGCCGCCGACAAUCAAGACAUUCAUUAUUCCAGCAUUCAUUUUAAAACAAAACACCCAUCUUCAAUCACCACCGAUGAAUAUCCAACAGACACCACAGAAACAGAGACUGUCCUCUAUGCCAAUGUAAUGUUCAAAUAACAAUAUUGUUAUUGCAUUUGGAAUGUGGAAAUUGUAUAAUUGACUAUUGCCCUUGGCAACUGAUUUCUUACACUGUGGUUUUCUCACGAUCAUGUAUCACUCUUUUUAAUCGCAUAAUAAAAUAAUUACAGUGCAAA